Messenger RNA from Zingiber officinale, 568 nucleotides. RefSeq names its product cytochrome b-c1 complex subunit 8-like. The coding region runs from base 99 to 317 and encodes 72 amino acids. Lineage: Eukaryota; Viridiplantae; Streptophyta; Magnoliopsida; Zingiberales; Zingiberaceae. The transcript is spliced from 3 exons. Gene Ontology annotation, biological process: mitochondrial electron transport, ubiquinol to cytochrome c. The record is from RefSeq and is a predicted model, not a curated record.
AAGUUGGACCAUCGAUCGGCUUUUGUGUGGAGCCGGCAGGGGAGGCGACGCGAGGCUGCGAAAUUCGAAUCGCGAAGAAGAGAGAAGAGAGAAGAGCGAUGGGGAAGACCCCGGUGCGCAUGAAGGCGGUGAUCUAUGCCUUGUCACCGUUUCAGCAGAAGGUGAUGCCCGGGCUCUGGAAGGAUCUCCCCGGCAAGAUCCAGCACAAGGUCUCCGAGAACUGGAUCAACGCUACCCUACUCCUUGUCCCUAUAGUCGGUACCUACAGUUUUGUCCAAUAUUACAAAGAGAAGGAGAAACUGGAACAUAGGUACUGAGGGCAAGGAGAAUAAUCCAAUAUUGCCCUAACUGAAAAUUGUUCCCAUCUAAGUUGUUCGUCGCGUCUCAAGAUCUUGCAAAGUAGUCUUUCAGUGGAAGUUGUAUUGAUUGUUUCACACAUAAUUUCCACCAUUAACUACAGUGGUGAUUAUGUAUUUGUAUCUAAUAAUAUUUGAUUCAAGGAAAGAAAACUUCCUCGAAAUUAUGUAUUUUGAUGUGUUUCAAUGUAAUGCCUUGUGUACUUGCAUAA